AAUGAGGGAUCACGCAGCGAACCAGAAUAUAGAGAGAGAAAGAGGGAGAGAGAGAUAGAGGAGAGAGGGUGUCUCGUCUCGCAGUUCCUUUUGGACGCCCCCUGUUGAAUCUGCAAAACUUGCUCUUCUUGGAGGGGGAGGAGGAGAUUUGGGUAGUGAGUGUUGUUGCUUUCCGGUGAAAAGAGAGGAAGUGAGAGGCCAGAGAGAAGGAAAGAGAAGGAAAGGGGAGGGGGAGAGAGAGAGAGAGAGAGAGGGGAGGAAAGAGACGUGCUGUAUGUCAGGUAGUGGUGGCCUCUUCACUUACUACGGCGGAUUCAGUGAGCUUGCAAAUCCACUUCAAUGGCCACAACUGAGGAAAAGGCGUCGCUUCUCUGCUGCCAAUCUACGGCACCACCACCGCCCUCUUCCGCCUCCUCCGCCUCUGCCCGGCAACCUCCGAGGGAGGCGUCAACCAUACGACGGGAGGCCGCUGAGUGGGACGUCGCCGACGGUGGCGAUCCUCCGAGCAAGCACGCGACGGCGUUGAGCAGCGUGAUCAGCCCCAUCGUCGAGCCACGACCUCCCGAAUCUGCUCCCAAAGUAGGUGCGCCCAUCCAGACCAUGGUUAGGGCACAGACAAGCCAUCCCCUGGAUCCUUUGUCUGGAGCUGAAAUUUCAAUAGCAGUAGCGACAGUUCGGGCAGCUGGAGCCACUGCAGAGGUCAGAGAUAGUAUGCGGUUUGUUGAAGUGGUGUUGUACGAACCUGAGAAGAGUGUAGUCGCAUUAGCUGAUGCCUACUUCUUCCCUCCCUUCCAACCUUCUCUCCUUCCAAGGACCAAAGGUGGACCAGUGAUCCCCAUGAAGCUUCCUCCUAGAAGAGCUAGACUUGUCGUGUACAACAAGAAGUCCAAUGAGACAAGUAUAUGGAUAGUUGAACUUUCUGAAGUCCAUGCGGCAACCCGUGGUGGUCAUCACAGGGGAAAGGUUAUUUCUUCGAAGGUGGUUCCAGAUGUGCAGCCUCCAAUGGAUGCAGAGGAAUAUGCUGAAUGUGAAGCUGUUGUUAAGGAUUACCCACCCUUCAGGGAAGCCAUGAAGAAAAGGGGAAUAGAAGACAUGGAUCUUGUUAUGGUGGACCCAUGGUGUGCUGGUUACCAUAGUGAAGCAGAUGCCCCUAGCCGUCGGCUUGCAAAGCCACUUAUUUUCUGCAGAACUGAGAGUGACUGCCCAAUGGAGAAUGGAUAUGCACGCCCAGUUGAAGGCAUACAUGUACUUGUUGACAUGCAAAAUAUGGAGGUUAUUGAGUUUGAAGACCGUAAACUUGUUCCUUUGCCUCCAGCUGAUCCUUUAAGAAAUUAUACCCCUGGGGAAACCAGAGGAGGUGUUGACCGAAGUGAUGUAAAACCAUUGCAAAUUAUUCAGCCAGAAGGUCCUAGUUUUCGUGUUAAUGGAUACUUCGUGGAGUGGCAAAAGUGGAAUUUUCGAAUUGGUUUUACACCCAGGGAGGGUUUGGUUAUCUACUCUGUUGCAUAUAUUGAUGGUAGUCGUGGACGGAGGUCUGUGGCGCAUAGGUUGAGCUUUGUUGAAAUGGUUGUUCCAUAUGGGGAUCCAAAUGACCCUCAUUAUCGAAAAAAUGCAUUUGAUGCUGGGGAAGAUGGCUUGGGCAAAAAUGCUCACUCUCUUAAGAAGGGGUGUGACUGUUUGGGGUUUAUCAAAUACUUUGAUGCCCAUUUUACAAAUUUCAGUGGGGGUGUGGAGACAAUCGAGAAUUGUGUCUGCUUGCAUGAAGAAGAUUUUGGAAUUUUGUGGAAGCAUCAAGACUGGAGGACAGGAUUAGCUGAAGUCAGGCGAUCCAGGCGUCUGUCUGUAUCAUUUAUAUGUACUGUUGCAAAUUAUGAAUAUGGAUUCUUUUGGCACUUCUAUCAGGAUGGGAAAAUUGAGGCAGAAGUUAAGCUUACAGGUAUUUUGAGCUUAGGAGCUUUACAACCUGGCGAGUAUAGAAAAUAUGGUACUACAAUUGCCCCAGGCUUAUAUGCACCAGUUCAUCAACAUUUCUUUGUCGCUCGUAUGGAUAUGGCAGUUGAUUGUAAGCCUGGUGAGACUUUCAAUCAGGUUGUGGAACUCAACGUUAUGGUCGAAGAGCCUGGGAAGGAAAAUAUUCACAAUAAUGCAUUCUAUGCAGAAGAAAAGCUGCUUCGAUCUGAAUUGCAAGCGAUGUCUGACUGUAAUCCUUUGACUGCUCGGCACUGGAUUAUUCGAAAUACAAGAGCUGUAAACCGAACAGGACAACUCACUGGCUAUAAACUGAUGCCUGGUUCAAAUUGCUUGCCUUUGGCUGGUUCUGAAGCAAAGUUCUUGCGAAGGGCUGCCUUCCUGAAGCACAACCUCUGGGUCACAGCUUAUAAUCGUGAAGAAAGGUAUCCUGGAGGCGAGUUUCCUAAUCAAAAUCCACGCGCUGGUGAAGGGCUAGCCACAUGGGUGCAACAAAAUCGUCCCCUUGAGGAAACAGAUAUUGUUCUUUGGUAUGUCUUUGGAAUCACACACAUCCCUCGAUUGGAGGACUGGCCUGUCAUGCCUGUGGACAGACUAGGUUUUAUGCUACUGCCCCAUGGCUUCUUCAAUUGCUCACCAGCAGUUGAUGUCCCACCAUCUCCUUGUGAUACAGAUAUAAAGGACAAUGGAGUUGCAAAGCCUAUGCAGAACGGACUGGUUUCAAAACUUUGAGAGUAGAUUUUCAGUGAUCAACAUGAACUAUUUGUGCACUGUGACCCUAAAUUUGUUUCCAGGUUGCUUUUAUGAUGUCAUCUUUAUGCAGUCGUCCUACAGAUGUUCUUCCUCUGCCUUAAAAUACCAUGGGUACUGGUUAGAGUCGAUGCUACUUUGUGUGAUCUUUUGGAAAGCUGGAUUAAAUGAAAAAAUUAGGACAUUUAAGUCA
Molecule: messenger RNA, 2911 nt
Organism: Nymphaea colorata (pocket water lily)
Lineage: Eukaryota; Viridiplantae; Streptophyta; Magnoliopsida; Nymphaeales; Nymphaeaceae
Product: diamine oxidase [copper-containing] 1, peroxisomal
Exons: 12
Coding region: 340-2700 (786 amino acids)
Biological process (GO): amine metabolic process
Molecular function (GO): primary methylamine oxidase activity; quinone binding; copper ion binding
Source: RefSeq, a predicted model, not a curated record